AUUGCUUGCGUACGUGAGCACCCGGUCAAACGUUUCAAAGCGUCCACUCCACUUUCCUAUUAUCAAAGCAGGUAUACUUCCACUUCCAGCCAUGGCGGUCGAAGCCCCAAUCCGGAUCGGAAUCCUUGGCUGCGCCGAGAUCGCCCGCAAGCUGUCUCGCGCCAUCAAUCUUGUCCCCAACGCCGCCCUCUCCGCUGUGGCCAGCCGCAACAUCGACAAGGCGAAGGCCUUCGCGACGGCCAAUGGCUUCCCUCCCCACGCGAAAAUCUACGGCUCCUACGAAUCCCUCCUCGACGAUCCCGACAUCGACGCCGUCUACGUCCCUCUCCCAACCAGCCUCCACCUCCACUGGGCCGUCCUCGCCGCCAAGAAGAGGAAGCACCUCCUCCUCGAGAAGCCUGUCGCCCUCAAUGUCUCCGAAUUCGACACAAUUCUCGAGGCCGUAGAUUCCAGUGGGGUCCAGCUCAUGGACGGCACCAUGUGGAUGCACCACCCCAGGACUCUCACCAUGAAGGACUUCCUCUCCGACGCCGAUCGUUUCGGUCAGCUCAAGACGGUACAUUCGUGCUUUACUUCUGCUGCUGAUCCUGCUUUUUUGAAGAAUGACAUUCGUAUCAAGCCUGAUCUGGAUGGUCUUGGUGCUCUGGGAGAUCUAGGAUGGUAUUGUAUUCGAUCAAUCUUGUGGGCUGCCAACUUUGAACUACCGAAAACAGUAAUAGCAUUGCCCGGAGCUGUUCUUAAUGAAUCUGGGGUGAUUUUGGAUUGUGGGGCUUCAUUACAUUGGGAAGAUGGGAAAUCGGCAACAUUCUAUUGCUCUUUCUUAUCGAAUAUGGCUAUGGAUAUCACUGCCAUUGGGACUAAAGGAACUCUACACGUCAACGAUUUUGCAAUCCCUUACCAAGAAAACGAGGCAUCUUUUACAGCAGGCGCUGAAACUAGGUUCAACGAGCCCGUGACGGGUUGGUUACCACAGCCAAGCAAGCAUGUUGUCACCGCGGAUCUUCCUCAGGAGGCUCGCAUGGUAAGAGAGUUUGCUAAUUUGGUAGGAGCUAUUAAAAAUGGCUCCAAACCUGAGAAGAAAUGGCCAAUAAUCAGUAGGAAGACGCAGCUGGUACUGGACGCGGUCAAGGCUUCGAUUGACAAGGGCUUCAAGCCAGUGGACGUUGUAUGCUAAUUAUUUGAUUCGUCUUCGUUGUCUGAUGUGCGUACUUGUUCUCCUCAAUAAGCUAUUGUGUGUGUUUCUUUUAAAUAAAAGUUGCAGAAUUGGUAUAAAGAUCAUGAUUCUUCUGCAUGUGCUGAAUCUACUUACCUCAGCUGGCGAAUUUUUCUGAUGUCGUGCAAGGAUGGUUUCUGUAUGUGCUUGUUCUGCUAAGUUUCGGAAUUGUUCUUGUUUUCUGGUAUAAGGAUCAUGAUUCUCCUCUAUAUGUGCUGAAUCUACUUACAACAGCUGGUAAAUUCUUUUGAUGUCUUUGGUCGUUUGAGUUUUAUUGUAUCCACCACUCAGGAGACUCCUUUUCUAGGUGGGUGUGAGGAGCCUUGGGAGAUAGUCUCUCUGGCUUUGUUAGCCAUUGGGUCUUUGGUUUUUGUUGGACUUGAUUGUUUGCGGCGUCUACGGACUGUCUUGUUGUUUU
Morus notabilis is the source of this 1631-nucleotide messenger RNA. RefSeq lists its product as uncharacterized. NCBI's taxonomy places the organism in Eukaryota, Viridiplantae, Streptophyta, Magnoliopsida, Rosales, Moraceae. The transcript is spliced from 2 exons. The record is from RefSeq and is a predicted model, not a curated record. Gene Ontology annotation, molecular function: nucleotide binding. The coding region runs from base 92 to 1174 and encodes 360 amino acids.